Molecule: messenger RNA, 1880 nt
Organism: Daphnia carinata
Lineage: Eukaryota; Metazoa; Arthropoda; Branchiopoda; Diplostraca; Daphniidae
Product: O-phosphoseryl-tRNA(Sec) selenium transferase-like
Exons: 5
Coding region: 229-1722 (497 amino acids)
Biological process (GO): conversion of seryl-tRNAsec to selenocys-tRNAsec; selenocysteine incorporation
Molecular function (GO): O-phosphoseryl-tRNA(Sec) selenium transferase activity; tRNA binding
Source: RefSeq, a predicted model, not a curated record
GAAUCUGUUCAGCAGAUUACUUUUCCACAAUUGUCGGAAAUUGCUUCGAUCAAUUUUCUUUGACCAAGUCUAAUACCUUUCGAACAUGUUUUUUUCGCGCGGCGAACUUAUUCCAGUGUUUUCCCUGUAUAAAUAACUAAUUUCAAGCGUGGUGUACGACGUCUGUGUCGUCAUUUUUCGUUCCAUUACGAUACUACGUACAGAAGUAAACCGCCAAACCUUUUACGUAUGAUGGAUGGAACGAGUUUCAAGUUGCUAGCAAAGUAUCUACCAUCUACAUAUGUUCAACAAGCCAAAGAUGCACACAAUACUACAAACUUCUUGUUUAAUCAGCUACUUGAGAAGAGGAAAUGGCCAGAAGAAGGAUGGAUUGAACGAAAUAUUGAGAUUCUACUGGAUGAACUGGCAUCUUUAGAUAGCAAUAAUUUUUUGAAGAAUCAUGGAGUUGGUGAACGAGAGGCAAGAAUUGCCUCUUCGCUUGUGGCCAAACGCAACUUCCAUUUAGGACAUGGGCUUGGUCGUUCAGGAGACUUGACUGAAGUGCAGCCCAAAGCAGCUGGUUCUAGUGUUCUAUAUCAACUAACAAAUGAUUUGGCUAAAGAUGCUUUACGUACACUUGGAGUUCCUGAUGUGAAAGCUUGCUUUGUUGCUCCUUUGGCCACAGGCAUGAGUUUAACCCUAAUAUUCCUUUGCAUACGUCAACAACAACCUAAAGCCAGAUACGUGAUAUGGUCUCGAAUUGAUCAAAAAUCCUGCUUCAAGUCAAUCACCACAGCCGGUUUUGAGCCAAUCAUCGUCCAACCCAUUUUGAAGGGGGACGAGUUGGUAACGGACACAGGAAAAAUUGAAGCUAUUAUGAAGCAAAUGGAUCCCGAGCUGAUAGCUUGUGUGAUGACCACCACCAGUUGUUUCGCUCCAAGAGCCUGUGACGACGUCGAGUCAAUAGCUGUUUUGUGCAAAAGUCAUCACAUCGCGCAUGUUGUAAAUAACGCUUACGGAGUACAGAAUACCAAAUGCAUGCAUCUCAUUCAGCAAGCUAGCAAAAAAGGUCGUGUAGAUGCCUUUGUUCAAAGCACGGAUAAAAAUUUUAUGGUUCCUGUUGGUGGUACCAUUAUUGCUGGCUUCGACAAAUCUUUUGUCAGUAAAAUUAGUCAGUGCUAUCCAGGUCGUGCUUCUUCUAGUCCUAUUGUAGAUUUGUUUAUCACGCUUCUUUCACUGGGAUCUAAAGAGUACAAAUCUUUAGCGAGAGAACGGAAGCAUCUGUUUCAGUUACUCAGAGAAGGGCUGGCCAAAAUUGCCUCUCGCUUCGGACAGCGAGUACUCGAUACCCCCGGGAAUUCCAUUUCCAUAGGAAUCUCCUUGCCGUCGGUAAAAGAUCCCAAAUUAUUGACUCAACUGGGCUCUCAGCUAUUUCUGCGUUGUGUUUCUGGUACACGUGUGGUCUCCAACCUUGAAAGUAAGGUUAUCAACGGCCACGAAUUUCGUAGCUGGGGAGCUCACCACAGUAACUAUCCAACGGGAUAUUUGACUGCUGCUGCAACAAUUGGAAUGACGGCCAUCGAUGUUGAACAGUUCCUUCAGCGACUAACCAAAGUUAUGGAAUCUUGGAGUACUAAAACAAUUCCUAUGGUUUUACCGUCACUAGCAAAUGGAAAUGACGGCUUUACUCAUGAUGUACUGACAUCUGAUUAUCUUGUUGAUCAAGAAUCCAGUGUGAUAUGAAGUCCAUACCCAACAAUUUCUUUCCAAGAGGAAUGAAUCAAUUUUUCUGUCAUUGGAAAGUCUUCUAUCUGUUCUUCUGAGCGCACUCCAGUGCGUAUUGUGGUUGACCUAAUCAGUGUUUAAGUUUUAAACUAAAAUACAUUCAGUCUGGAAAGAAA